Molecule: messenger RNA, 714 nt
Organism: Gilbertella persicaria
Lineage: Eukaryota; Fungi; Mucoromycota; Mucoromycetes; Mucorales; Choanephoraceae
Exons: 3
Coding region: 1-714 (237 amino acids)
Biological process (GO): mitochondrial translation
Cellular component (GO): mitochondrial small ribosomal subunit
Molecular function (GO): structural constituent of ribosome
Source: RefSeq, a predicted model, not a curated record
AUGCAGCCUAGCAGAUUGUUGACAUCAGCAACAGGUCUUUUCAGAGUUACCACUACAAAGACCUUUGCAGCUCCCGUGUUGAGCAACCAAAGACUCUUCUCUUUCUCAGCACACUGUAGAGAAGAAGAUAACACAAAGACCCCUGAAGCUGUUGAAGUACAAGCCAGUGAAGAGGAGGUAGAGCCUAUCAAGAUGUCUAGAAGAAGACGUCGUUUUCAUGAAUGGGCCAACGGUCCUGGUUCCAAGUUUAGCCGUCCUGCCAAAGGAACUACCAACUAUUUAAGCUCUACUCCUUUCCCCAACAACCCUCUAUUUCAGCCUAGACCUCCUCUUUCUGAUGCUUCUCGUCAAGGAAUUUAUGAUGCCUUUGUUACUGAUCCUGAAAACUGGACAGGUGUUGCCUUACAAAAGAAGUUCAACAAGGGAAUGGAGCAACUUAUGGGUGUAGAUCAAACAGCUGAAUUAUUAAAAGAACCUUUGGCCGAUGUUUUCCCUCCUGUCGGAAAGCCCAAGUUCAAGACAUUAAAAGAAGAUGCUCCAUUCACUCCAAGAGAUGCAGCCAAGGAGCUUAACCGCAUACCCUUUAAGGAUCUUGAAAGACGUGUUAUUGAGUCCGAGCAGGCAGAAUUCACUUUAUCUAAACCUUCAGCAACAUCAUCAGACAACAAAACUACAAAGCGUACCAAAUUUGUUAUUGUAGAUACUAGCGCUUAA